Molecule: messenger RNA, 387 nt
Organism: Ricinus communis (castor bean)
Lineage: Eukaryota; Viridiplantae; Streptophyta; Magnoliopsida; Malpighiales; Euphorbiaceae
Product: auxin-responsive protein SAUR67
Exons: 1
Coding region: 1-387 (128 amino acids)
Biological process (GO): response to auxin
Source: RefSeq, a predicted model, not a curated record
AUGGGGAAGAACAAAAUUUAUUUUCCAAGCACCAAGAACAGAAGGAAUGUAAAUUGUUCUGCUACAUCAGUAGCAGAGACAGGAAAUUUUGUUGUCUAUACCAUAGAUGAUCAGCGAUUUGUCAUUCCCUUAACAUUUCUAAGCUGUAGCCUCUUUAAUGAGCUAUUAGGGAUGUCUGAAGAACUAUUUGGAUUACCAAGUCAAGGGCCUAUCAGAUUACCAUGUGAUGCUAUCUUCAUGGAGUAUAUAGUCUCACUUAUGAGUAAAGGUUUAGCUAAGGAUAUAGAGAAAGCUUUGCUUAUUGCAAUAGAAACUAGUUGCUGCUCAAUGGCCAAAAGUCUCCAUGAAGGAGUAACAGAGAAACAAUUGCUUGUUGCCUGCUGUUAA